Molecule: messenger RNA, 773 nt
Organism: Stegastes partitus (bicolor damselfish)
Lineage: Eukaryota; Metazoa; Chordata; Actinopteri; Pomacentridae
Product: cytochrome P450 2J1-like
Exons: 6
Coding region: 144-773 (209 amino acids)
Biological process (GO): xenobiotic metabolic process
Cellular component (GO): intracellular membrane-bounded organelle; cytoplasm
Molecular function (GO): heme binding; oxidoreductase activity, acting on paired donors, with incorporation or reduction of molecular oxygen, reduced flavin or flavoprotein as one donor, and incorporation of one atom of oxygen; iron ion binding
Source: RefSeq, a predicted model, not a curated record
CAGAGAAAUAUGGAAACAUUUUUACCCUCCGUCUCUUUGGUGGAAGGAUUGUGGUCCUUAAUGGCUACAAGCUUGUGAAAGAAGCCCUGGUCCAACGAGGAGACGACUUCACAGAUCGUCCCUCCAUACCAGUGUUUCACGAAAUGGUUGGAACUAAAGGUAUUGUGAUAGCCAAUGGUAAUCCAUGGAAGCAGCAGAGAAGAUUUGCUCUUCAUACACUCAGAAACUUUGGUGUGGGCAAGAAGACUCUGGAGCUGUUCAUCCAGGAGGAGUGUCGAUAUCUCACGGAGGCUUUUGCAGACCACCAAGGGAAGCCCUUUAAUACCCAGUCACUGACAAACAGUGCUGUGGCCAACAUCAUCUGCUGUUUGGUGUUUGGCCAUCGCUUCGAGUACACUGAUGAGCAGUAUGAGUCUAUCCUUCAGAAAUUCAAUGACAUAGUGUAUUUACAGGGAAGUGUGUGGUCACAGAUUUACAAUGUAGCACCCUGGCUGAUGAAGCGGCUGCCUGGACCUCAUCAGAGGAUGUUCACUCUGGUACAGAACCUAAUUGACUUCAUUCAAAUCAAGAUCAAAGAACACAAGGAAACCCUCGACCCCUCAUCACCAAGAGACUACAUCGACUCCUUCCUCAUAGAAAUGGGAGAGAAGGAGGACGAAGAAGCUGGUUUUGAUCUCAACAAUUUCAGCACGUUUAAUGAGAGCAGGUGCUCAACACUGACAUUUGAAGUCAACCAAACCUUUGUGGUGACGAGAAACAAGCAGCUGAAGUAG